AUGAUUACUGUGGUACGUGCCCAACAAGUCUUAUACAAAUCCAAACGCUUUAACAACAUAUCAUGGAUAUGUCGGCGUCCCAAUUCAUCAACCCCAACUUUAACAACACCUGAAGUAGCUCGUCAAUCCGGCCAAAAAGCAGCCGAUGCUACUAAGAAAGCACUUACUGGUACACCUUACAAAAGUCUUUCAAUCGGUGUACCGAAGGAAACGUUUUUGAAUGAAAAACGUGUUGCUCUUACGCCAGCGGUCGUAUCAGCGCUCGUUAAAAAAGGUUUCACAUUGAAUGUCGAAGAGAAUGCAGGCAACGGCGCAUCUUUUCACAAUGAAGAUUAUAAAAAUGCUGGAGCAAAAAUUGUUUCACGUAAUGCUGCAUACUCAUCGAACAUUAUUCUUAAAGUUCGACAACCAAGUCCUGAAGAUAUCAGCGUAUUGCAAGACAAAUCAACAUUGAUUUCAUUUAUAUAUCCAAUACAAAACAAAGCUAUCGUUGAUGCACUUGCUAAAAGAAAUGCAACUGUUUUUGCUAUGGAUUGUAUUCCACGUAUUUCUCGAGCACAAGUCUUCGAUGCGCUUAGUUCAAUGGCAAAUAUUGCUGGAUAUAAAGCUGUUAUUGAAGCAGCUAAUAAUUUUGGCAGAUUUUUUACAGGCCAAAUAACUGCAGCUGGAAAAUCGCCACCAGCCAAAAUCUUAGUCAUUGGCGGAGGAGUUGCUGGUCUCAGUGCGAUCGGAACAGCUCGAAAUAUGGGUGCUGUGGUAAGAGCAUUUGAUACACGUCCGGCAGUCAAAGAGCAAGUACAAUCAAUGGGUGCAGAAUUUCUUGAAUUGACCUAUAAAGGCAGCGAGAGUGGUGAAGGAACAGGUGGUUAUGCCAAAGAAAUGUCACCAGAAUUUAUUGAAGCUGAAAUGGCUUUAUUUGCUAAGCAAGCCAAAGAAGUUGAUAUUAUUAUUACAACAGCUUUAAUUCCAGGCAAACCGGCUCCAAAACUUAUCUCAAAAGCAAUGAUUGAGAGUAUGAAGCCAGGCUCAGUUGUUGUGGACUUAGCUGCUGAAGCUGGCGGCAAUAUUGAAACAACUCGUCCAGGAGAAACAUAUGUUUAUAAAAACGUAACACACGUUGGUUACACGGAUCUUCCAUCGCGUUUAGCAGCACAAUCGUCAAGUUUAUAUGCAAAUAAUAUUUCAAAAUUUCUUCUAUCAAUCGGUAGUCAAGAUCAAUACUAUAUUGAUUACAGUGACGAAGUCGUACGCGGCUCAAUUAUUUUACGUGACGGUGCAUUGAUGUAUCCACCACCGCCACCACCGAAAGUUGACGCUGCUCUAUCAAAAACACCUAAAGUAGACGCUAAAGCUGCCGCCAAAGCCGCCGCUGCCGCUUUACCACCGAACUAUUUUGCACAAUAUUUAAAAGACUCUUUAUUAUAUACAACUGGUAUUGGCGCUCUUUUUGGCUUAGGUAUUAUUUCACCGAAUGCACAAUUUGCAAAUAUGAUCACCACAUUCGCUCUAUCGGGUAUUGUUGGCUAUCACACAGUUUGGGGUGUACAACCAGCUUUACACAGUCCUUUGAUGAGUGUCACAAAUGCUAUUAGUGGUAUUACAGCUGUCGGUGGUUUACUAUUAAUGGGUGGUGGAUAUUAUCCACAAACCAUUCCACAAGGUUUGGCUGCUGGUGCCGCAUUUAUAUCAAGCAUUAACAUUGGUGGUGGCUUUAUUAUUACACAAAGAAUGUUAAACAUGUUCAAACGACCAAACGAUCCACCUGAAUACAAUUAUUUAUAUUUAAUACCUGGUGCCGGUUCAGUUGCAUUCUACGGAUGGGCUAGUCAACAAGGAUAUCAUGACAUCAAUCAUUUAGCCUAUUUAGCAGCUUCACUUUGUUGUGUCGGUGCUCUCGGUGGAUUGAGUAAUCAAAAAACAGCUCGUCUUGGUAAUUCACUUGGUAUGAUUGGUGUUUCAUUAGGCUUGGCUGCAACUCUUGGUGCAAUUCAUUUGGAUAUGCCAUUAGUUACACAAAUCGGUACAACAAUGGCCACUGGCGGUUUACUUGGUGCAAUCGUUGCUCGUCGAAUUGCCAUUACGGAUCUUCCUCAGUUAGUUGCUGCUUUUCAUUCACUUGUCGGUAUGGCUGCAGUCCUUACUUGUAUUUCACAUUACAUCACAGAAUGUGAACAUUUCGCUCACGAUCCAGCUGCAUCAGUCAUUAAAACAGCACUAUUUUUGGGUACAUUCAUCGGUGGUAUCACAUUUUCUGGUUCAAUCAUUGCCUAUGCUAAAUUACAAGGCCUUAUGAGUGGUUCUCCAAUUAUGUUACCAGGUCGUCAUGCAAUAAAUGGAGGCUUAGCACUUGCUAAUGUUGGUGCCUUAACCUACUAUAUGAUGAGUGCUGAUCCAAUUAUUGGUCUUUCAAUGUUAGGCAUAACAUCAGCUUUAUCAACAACAAUGGGUUUAACAUUAACAGUAGCCAUCGGUGGUGCUGAUAUGCCUGUUGUUAUUACUGUACUCAAUUCCUAUUCAGGCUGGGCAUUAUGUGCUGAAGGUUUCAUGUUAAACAAUUCAUUGAUGACCAUUGUCGGUGCACUCAUUGGCAGCAGUGGUGCAAUUCUAUCAUAUAUUAUGUGUAAAGCAAUGAAUCGUUCAUUACCUAAUGUCAUUCUUGGUGGUUAUGGUACGGAUUCAACUGGUACUGGACAAGCCAUGCAAAUUACUGGUACACAUACUGAAGUCAAUAGUGAUCAAACAGUUGAUCUUAUUAAAGAAGCCUCAUCAAUUAUUAUCACACCUGGCUAUGGUUUAUGUGUUGCUAAAGCUCAAUAUCCAAUUGCUGAAAUGGUUGAAAUUUUACGAAAACAUGGCAAAUCAGUUCGUUUUGCUAUUCAUCCAGUAGCUGGUCGUAUGCCUGGUCAAUUGAACGUUUUAUUAGCUGAAGCUGGUGUUAGUUAUGAUAUCGUUCAUGAGAUGGAAGAAAUUAAUCAUGAAUUUACCAAUACUGAUCUUGUUCUCGUUAUUGGUGCCAACGAUACAGUUAAUUCAGCUGCUGAAGAAGAUCCAAACAGCAUUAUUGCUGGUAUGCCCGUACUUAAAGUUUGGCUUGCUAAACAAGUGAUUGUUAUGAAACGAUCUCUUGGUGUUGGCUAUGCCGCUGUCGACAAUCCAAUUUUCUUCAAACCAAAUACAUCGAUGUUGCUGGGUGAUGCUAAGAAGACAUGCGACAAAUUAUUGGCCAAACUCAAAACUGAUUAUGAUGAUGGAGGAUCCAGCAGUGGUUCAGAGUCAUCCAAAGCGCAUUAA
This is a messenger RNA of Rotaria socialis, 3291 nucleotides long. Lineage: Eukaryota; Metazoa; Rotifera; Eurotatoria; Philodinida; Philodinidae. The record is from the annotation of a GenBank genome assembly.